Molecule: messenger RNA, 2952 nt
Organism: Ophidiomyces ophidiicola
Lineage: Eukaryota; Fungi; Ascomycota; Eurotiomycetes; Onygenales; Onygenaceae
Exons: 4
Coding region: 1-2952 (983 amino acids)
Source: RefSeq, a predicted model, not a curated record
AUGGCUACUGACUUAGUGAUAAAUACCAACCCACCCAGCAUACCGAAUACUAGCCACAACACGACUAAUCAGGUAGAUGGUGCAGCACUUUUGUCAUUUGUGCCAGGGUACCGUCCUGUGACUCCCACAUUUACUGCCCACACACAUGCGUUUCCAAGGAGACUCCCACCAUCACCCUAUCCAGAAACACCAACACCUGCAGCUUCAGCCAGCCGCCCUCGCACCAGAAGUUGGACUACCACUGUUGCAGUUAAGGCAGUAAAGAGUGUCGAAGCCUUACGCCCCAAAAAGUCAUUUGGGGCUCUUAGGAAGUCUGGUCGCAAACGACGCGAUUCGACACAUGAAAUAGGGAAUAAAUAUCAUCAUAUUUCAUCUCCUCGUUCCAACCUUCGUUCAACAUCUUCUGGGCCUGCAUACGGCUUUGGACAACGCGUGGGGGCAUUUUCGCUUCUUAGUCCUCAAGUCGACAAAGCUCUGCCGUCUGAGAAGCCCUUGCCGCAGACUCCAGAAGCGAAACGCGAACCUGGACUUUCUCCUCCUUCACGUAGCCUUAUUGACGCUGAGGAACGCCCCCUUCGUCGAUCUCCUGCCGGUAUGCCUGGAGUCAAGGAGGAUUGGCCAAUCCUCGCACCAUCAGCAGCUCCAGAAACUCAACAAAAUGGUCCUGAAGCAACCCAGCUGACAACCAUGGCUCCCAAAAUACUUGUCGACGAUACAUGCGGCAUUAGAUUGUUUGGUGAUGCAGCGAAUAGGCUAGCAGGAACAUUCAACAACACGCCCUGUAGCCCAUGCAACCCAAAAGUUACUACUGAUAUAAAUGUUUUAGGCGAGUCUGUGGUUGAUAUUGCUGAGACAGGGUCAGCGAACGCGUCAAACAUACAAAGCUCUAAUCCCUUUAGAAAUAAAUCCCGCGCAAUUGCUGUACCAGGAAGCGCUCCAGAAACGCCUGCGAAUCGCAAUUUUUCUUACACUUUCGACUCACAACGGCGAGAUACGUCCCACAGAUCGCCAAAAGACCAAAAUGUGAACGGUGCUUCGGUCCCAGAAAAUUCAGUGGAGUAUAUAGCGCCAAUCGGCAAGAAAGCAUCAGCUUCUAAAAUUCCUAAAAUAUCCCCUGGUGCCUCACCUAUAAGCCCGGCAUUUGCUUCCGGCCUAGCCAAGAGACCGAUGUCUCCUGCAUUUUCUCCAACCCAUCGAAGUUCGAUUCCAGUCCCAAGCCGCUUUCUUCGUAGCUAUCGAAGCGAGCAGCUGCCAGUGACGCCCAUCAACCAAAAAUCUGCGAUAGCCACCAGAAACCCUGAGUCGAGUAUUACCUCCAUUGCUGAUAAUUCUGGUCUCUUAAAGGAGGCCGAUUCUCCCAAGCGUGAACCGCCUCUUGAUCUUGGCCUUGUGAGUGACAAUGACGAAUCUGAUUUCCAUUUUGAGGAGGCAUUGUGCGGCGAAUACGUUGAGCAAGGGGGCGUUAGAGUCAAACAAUUAGCACACAUGUCUCCGUCCGGGGGAGGCCCGCAAUUGAGAAUCUCCCCGGAAGCUGAGAAGAUCAUUAUGGGUGAGGGAGACCUGCAAGAAAACACAUCAAAGAGGAAUUCGAUUCAGGGGCGCUGGAAAGCAGAAAAUCGCCGUGAAUUUAGGAUAUCUACCGAUAGCUUGUUCGGUAGUCUGGGAGUUAAACGUGAUCGAAACCCACGCGCCCGAUCUUCUAUGGGCGCGGUUUCGGUUCCUGAACCUUCUCCCAAAAUGGAACCCCUAAGCAGGAUACCUAAAGUCAAGAGCGCGGAUCUUACUAUCCACUCUCCCUGCCCCCCGGGUAGCCACAAUGGGCAUAGGGCUCUACGACGAACAGAAUCCAGUGUAUCGCCGACUGGCAAAACAUCAAAUAACCCAUUUUUCAAUAAGGUGCUUUCGAAAUCAUCUUCGUUUAUAGCGAACCACGGGAAGAAAAUAUCAAAGGAUAUAACCUCUGGCGUUGCGCAAGUUGGAGAAUCAGUUCCUAAAGAAGCUACUCGAUAUAAUGAAAUAGCUAAAAACAUAAGUGGAAGUAAACAUAGUCCCGGGCGUCUCGGAGCGAAUGAUAUUUACUCUUCGAAAACAAAGCGGACGCCAGAGAGGGGGGAAGCCCGAAAGAAUUCGACUACCAAGCAGGAGUCACCCAAAAUUACCCGCUCUCAACAAAUUCCUUCCUACCGCUCAUCCGACAGAGCGACACGUCGAAAUUCACAUGACCAUGCUCGUUCGUCAAGAACGAAAAUACCCCAUGGAAUGGCAAUGUCUACAGUGCAUGAAAGCCAUCGUAUUCCGGGUGCGCCUUUGAAAGAAAGGACGGCCCAUGGCCAUCGUUCCCACAUUCCCACGCAUACCACUACUUCUCAGGAAUCAGUUAAGCCGAAGACCUCCAGUACCAAAGGAGUGUUGUCCAACUUCCGUGGCCUCUUCACCAAACAUAAAACAGAAGUAACGAAGGAGACUACUGCGGCUAUGCCGCCUCGUCCGAAGGAAAGGCUUUCACGAAAAUCCAAAACGUCUCUUAAUAAAGGACGAUCGGUUACCAGAAGCCCUGUGCGUUGCUACCAGGCAAUUUUUGGCACUGACCGUGAAGUCCAAGCCUCUAACGAGUUGCAGAAUAACAACACCACUUUAUCUAUAAAUUCAUCUACCACACAUGUUGUGCCUGCAUUUGCUGACACUAGGAAUGUUAGUGGCCUUGCAAUGGAAGUUCUUGAUACUGCUCGUGUCGAGUCAAACAGUGGGAAAAAAGAGGAGCUUGUUAGGCUUGGAAAAUUUCUUAUCGAGGCUGUUAAUCACUCGAACGAUGCCGAGAAAGCUAUGAUUACAGCUAUUCAAGCUGCCAAACAGGCAGAAAUCUCAUGUGCUUUGGCAAAAGAGAAUGCUUUGCGAAUUGGCAAUAUUGCGCGCGAAUGGUUAGAGGGAAGUCAAAAUGCCGUAACUGCCUAA